This is a messenger RNA of Olea europaea var. sylvestris, 748 nucleotides long. Its product is annotated as non-specific lipid-transfer protein-like. The transcript is spliced from 2 exons. NCBI's taxonomy places the organism in Eukaryota, Viridiplantae, Streptophyta, Magnoliopsida, Lamiales, Oleaceae. The coding region runs from base 201 to 557 and encodes 118 amino acids. Gene Ontology annotation, molecular function: lipid binding. Gene Ontology annotation, cellular component: membrane. The record is from RefSeq and is a predicted model, not a curated record. Gene Ontology annotation, biological process: lipid transport.
CAGAUAUUGCAAAUCUUCUCAAAAUUGGCAAUCAGAUUUCUCUAACUUCUUUCAGACUAUGCUUGUCUCUUUCUGCGAAUUAUUGAGAUUUCUUCAUUGAGCUGUGACUCUUUUAUAAACUCAAUUAUAGAGCAUAAUCUCUGUAUUAUCAUCUACUCUGCCAUUUUCUUCAUCAAUUAAUCACUACAUAAAUAAAAUUAAUGGCAAUUAGGAUGAGGAUGCUGAGCCUGGUGCUUUUGGUUCUGUUAACAAGUCCAGUUUUGAAUAACGGAGGACCUAUUGAUUGUAUAAACAGCGUCGUUUCAGCGCUGAAUCCCUGUAAAGAUUUCCUCAACGGUGGUUUGCCGCUUCCUACGGCUGAAUGUUGCGGCCGCGUCAAGUCCUUGAUCGGCGUCGCAGCUGAUGUAGUAUGCCAGUGUCUGAAGGAAAAUCCAAUCGGCGGGGUUAUUCCGUCACUGGCAAACCUCAUUCCCGGCCUCUGCGAUCUUGUUCCGUUCUUACCCUUCAUCAACUGCCUUAUUCCAUCAGAAAGUAGCAGCGAAAUUCCGAUGCAGUGAAAUUCAGUUCCUCAAAUCCAAUGGAAUGAAUAAAUGUACGAUAUAUUCUUAGAAAAAUAAAAUUCUAAGAAUUAUUGUGCGCAUAUUAGUAAGUAGUAAUAAACCUUUGUUUGAUGCUUCUGUUUAGUAGAUUUUGUUAAGUUUUACUUUGAGUUCAUGACGAUAUAAUAUUACUAUAACUUUGUCAAAAA